UUAAGGAAAGAAAAAAAAAAGCCUAAAUCACGGAAGAGGUUCUGCAGCUCUACUAGUUUGGCAAGUUCUCUGGACUCGGAGCAGCGUAGAAAGGCGGAGAGAAGGGAAACUGACAUUUGCUUAGAUUUAAACGUGUCUCUUGUGCUACGCGCGGUUAUACGAGAGAAGAGUCAUGGAGGGCGCCAUUCAGACCGUGGUGAAGGUCUUCCUGAAGUCGAGCAAGGGAAAAGAGAGGCUCGGAAAGAAAGAAUUCCAGACCCUCGUCAAGUCUGAGCUUUGCAACGUCCUGACGGACACAGACAGCAAGGAAGCGAUAAACAACAUGGGCCAGGGCCUGGACGCCGACAAGGACGGCAGGAUCGGCUUCGAGGAGUACAUGAAGCUCGUCGGCUGGCUGGCCGUGUCGCUCAGCGAGCAGCGGAGCCGCGCCCAGGAGGAGGCGGCCCAGAACGCCUCGUCCGAGCCGGUGGCACAGAGCGCCCCCGGCGCGGAGGCCACGAAGCCGGAGGCCACGAAGCCGGAGGCCACGAAGCCGGAGGCCAACGCCGACGCCAAGCCGGCGCCGGAGGUGAAGGCGGGCGGGAAGCUGGAAGUCAAGGCGGAGGGGGCGGCGCAGCCUCAGGAGCCCACGGCGGCGGCGGUGGCGGCGGCGGCAGCGGAGGUGGUCGUGAAGGAAGAGAUCAAGGUGGAGGUCACAGAAACGGUGGUGGAGGCAGUAAAGGAGGAAGCAGAGCCCGAGGCCCAGACGGAGGCCACCUCAUAGGGGACGAUCCUGCCGUCGGCCAAAACCUCCCUCUACAUGUUUACAUCCAGCACAACACAAAAUCAGCAUCAACGUUGCCAAAGCAUUUUCUUAAACAUUCUCGUAACGUCAGUAAACAUGUAAACACUACAAACCCAGUCCUGAAGAAACCCCAUCUCUAUUGUAUGACACAUACUACAUGUACUCGGCAGUAGAACUAUGUCUUUGUACUUAUAACUACUAACCACACUUUGUCUAUAUGUACAGCAUGUGUGCCCCACUAUUUAGCACAUUUACCUCAUUCUGAUAAUGUACCACGCAGCAUGCAGACGCUCCACCACGUGCAUGCAGUGUCCCUCUCACUACUACGCGCCAACAAAGACUUAUUAUGCUAUUAUAUGUCGUUCGGAGCCUCUCCCCAUUAUCUGUCACGCGUCCCAGUCCCACAUCGCCACCGCGCACUUCAUGGAAUAGUUUGAGAUUCUGGGAAAACACCAGCUUUCUUGCCAAAAUGUGGACAGCAAACACCAGCAGUCGUGUCCGGCAGCACUUCAGCUCAUUGAUACGUGUUUUACGUGGACAAAUCUCAACUGUAACAUUUUAAUUAGUGCUAAACGAUGCUUAAGGAUACAGACUCACGUUUCCCGUGAACGUUUACAGUUCUCAGUUCAGUUUUGGCAAGAAAGUGCAUUUCAAAGUAUUCCUGCAAUGGCUGCAUGAAAAUCUGUCAUUAACACUAGUUUGUUUUUUACAUUCUUAUCUUUUAACUCGAUGCUAUGGAGCUAAUUUGGCAUGACAAUAAACAAAUAGUUUUGCUGAAGCUUGGACUUCCUUCAGCUCAUCUUCAUUGUGUACUCCAUAACCCCUCCUUCCUCCUCAUAGUGGCUUUUAUGGGCUCUGUCUCUUUUUUCUCUGUAAUAUGAAUUUAGGGCAUUGACCUAAUUGGGAGUCUGUGGUAUAAUCGUCAUAGACGAGCAACUGGAAGAGCAGGUGCUAAAUAAUUAAGGUGCAGGAGUGGAAUCCACACCCAAUGUCCCCAAUGGUCAAAAGACAGCAUAGUCCCAUGGGGGUGGGCCGGUGGUUUUGGGCUAGAGCCGGUGGAGACGGACAGAAAACCAACACGAGCGCAUAACGACGCGAAACAGCUGUUGCGUGGUGGCAGGUUUAGCUUCCUGGGUUUUCCAGACAAAGGUGUUGUGAUCAGAUUCCGCAUCGUGGCCUUCGCUUGGAGAAACCACUGUUGGUUUCCUGUUCGUUGUGACCCUCAAGUCCUGGGCUCUGGGUAACUACUGGACUAGGUAUUAGAUGGGUAACGCACCCUGGGGCACCACCAAUUACAUGAAAGUAGUCCCAGGUCAGAGAGUAGGAGGGUUGUUGAGUUAUUUAAGGUGAACAAAUACUGAGCCAUUGAUAUGAAUCUCUGUGGUGUGGUCUUUUAUAGCAAUAAUAAUAAUAAUAAUAUGCUAAAUUAGCUUAUUGCUAAAUAUUUCCAUUUGUAUGACAAUUAUUGUGGCCAUUAUUUAAGUUCUAUCCGGCCUUUGUAUAUUAACGUAAUCUCAUUUUUUAAAUUGUUUUCAACCACUAUGGACAUCACUUGAAAAUGUGCUUCUCUACCUAUGCAAUUUCUUAGUUACAAUUUCAUGACUUCUAAAUUGUCUUAUCAUCAAUAAUGCAGCCAUAAGAAAAAAAAACACACAAAACAAGCUCGUGUUGCAGGGCUGCUAUUUCUGGCUGCACCUGGCCAGUCGUGAAGUGCUCACGGUCGCUCGUAAGUCAAAUAAAGCUGCGUCAUGUGACAGAGCCGCCACUCCCAUUGUAAAUACUCAUUUACACUCACUGUGCUCAGCCUUGGUUUUAUUAAUGACAUCUCACUAACAAACAUAUUAGACAUUGUGAUCUAUUUAGACUCUAUUAUUACUCCUUUUAUUGAAAUGUAUACUUUAAUAGCAGAAUACAUGCUAAUCAUGCUAAUCAUGGUACUUCCUGUGAAUAAUGGAGACAUGUCACUUGCACCAUCUACAGCCAGCUUCCUCAUAUACUUCCAUGUUGCAUGGCUGCUGUUCCCCAUAGACCAGGCGUGUUUGAAUACUUUAAUCAUCUGGAAAUUAUUUUACCAUAGCUAAUGAUUUAUAAUAACUUGCAUUUGGACGGUGAGGACUGUUUCAAAGACGUUCGACUCAAUGAACUGCCGCUCGCUGCUGUCCCAUAGUAUAAACCACACCCAGCCCUGAAUCCACGUGGAUUAAAAGCAAACACAGGGGAUUUGAAGCAGGCGGUGUUUGCAGCCAGAUUUUCAUUGUCGCACAAUAAGUCCCAUUCACGCAGAGAUACGGUGGAUAAAAGCUUUUUCCCCAGCGGAUAUAAGAGGUAUAUUCAAGUGUACGGAUGGGCUUUUAAAACUCACUGGGUCAAACUGUUCUUUUGAUUGUGGGAUCCCUGCCAGACGUUUUAUCACGGCAUUUGUUUCCUGCCAAGUUCCAGAGGGUGUGAGCGCUUGGACUCCUUUCAGUCCACUGUCAUGUCUGGUAAAUUACUCUAUGAUGGUAUUAUUCCCACUUUAUAUGUAAUGCUGUAUCAUGGUUGCUCAGUCUGUGUAAUGUGUUUAACGGCUAGUAUUGAAUAAAACUGUGACAAUGUUCAA
Molecule: messenger RNA, 3383 nt
Organism: Betta splendens (Siamese fighting fish)
Lineage: Eukaryota; Metazoa; Chordata; Actinopteri; Anabantiformes; Osphronemidae
Gene: s100u
Product: S100 calcium binding protein U
Exons: 3
Coding region: 173-763 (196 amino acids)
Cellular component (GO): perinuclear region of cytoplasm
Molecular function (GO): transition metal ion binding; calcium ion binding
Source: RefSeq, a predicted model, not a curated record